This is a messenger RNA of Physella acuta, 648 nucleotides long. Its product is annotated as protein FAM133-like. The record is from RefSeq and is a predicted model, not a curated record. NCBI's taxonomy places the organism in Eukaryota, Metazoa, Mollusca, Gastropoda, Physidae.
AUGAAGAAAAGAUCGGAUAAUUUGAUGAAGAAAAGAUCUGAUAGUUUGAUGAAGAAAAGAUCUGAUAGUUUGAUGAAGAAAAGAUCUAAUAGUUUGAUGAAGAAAAGAUCUGAUAGUUUGAUGAAGAAAAGAUCUGAUAGUUUGAUGAAGAAAAGAUCCGAUAGUUUGAUGAAGAAAAGAUCUGAUAAUUUGAUGAAGAAAAGAUCUGAUAGUUUGAUGAAGAAAAGAUCUAAUAGUUUGAUGAAGAAAAGAUCUGAUAGUUUGAUGAAGAAAAGAUCUGAUAAUUUGAUGAAGAAAAGAUCUAAUAGUUUGAUGAAGAAAAGAUCUGAUAGUUUGAUGAAGAAAAGAUCUGAUAAUUUGAUGAAGAAAAGAUCUGAUAGUUUGAUGAAGAAAAGAUCUGAUAAUUUGAUGAAGAAAAGAUCUGAUAAUUUGAUGAAGAAAAGAUCUAUUAGUUUGAUGAAGAAAAGAUCUGAUAGUUUGAUGAGGAAAAGAUCUGAUAAUUUGAUGAAGAAAAGAUCUGAUAAUUUGAUGAAGAAAAGAUCUGAUAGUUUGAUGAAAAAAAGAUCUGAUAAUUUGAUGAAGAAAAGAUCUGAUAGUUUGAUGAAGAAAAGAUCUGAUAGUUUGAUGAAGAAAAGAUCAGCCAAGUAG